GGUGUCAAAUUUCGGUGUUUACAGGCCUGUUUCAUAAAUCUGCUGUGUGUAGUAUUUUCUUCACUCAGUACUGGUUUCUGUGGUUCUUCAGUUUGUAGUAUUUGCUGUUUGUAGUAUUUGGUGCCUUUUGUGUUUGGAGUUCGUAGUUUGUUAUUUUUACCAUCUUUACUUUAUCGUUUUCAGGGAUUUUCAGCAUCACUUUGGUUUUUGUCUUUUUGUAGUUGAUGGGGUUAGUUACGGUGCCCUCUGGCAGCUGGGAUAGGCUCCACCCCCUGUGACCCUGAUUUGGAUAAGCAGAAAGAAAUGAGCCAAAGGUGUUUGGUGGUGUUUCUGAUAUUAUAUCUUUGGUGUUCUCAAUGUUGGGUCAUAUUUUGGCCGAUUUUGGUGGGAGAAAAGGUUAGGUCCUCCAGAACAGAGGACGGCGAGAGCACAGCAGAGAUGUUUGAAAAUGUCCCGACAGUGUCCUCGACGGAGCGUCAGCAGGUGCUGGCAGCUCUGGAGCGUCUGCAGGCCAAACUGGUGCAGCGGGAGGAGUGGACCCACAGCGAUACCCUGGGAAACCUGCGAGAGACGCUGCAGAGCCCGCUCUUUAACCACAUCCUGACUCUUCAACACUCUAUCAAGCAGCUCCGCAGCCAGCUGAGCGCCAUGCCUCCCAACACCAGCAGCGAUUUCAGUUUCUCCAAAAAAGGUCAACUGAUCAUGAGCGUCGAUCCAGCCAGCGGCUCAGCCCCAUCCAUGCUGUCUGCCACCUCCUCCAUCCUCACCAAUGGCUCGUUUCCGCCCAAACGUCAGACUCCGUCCACACCUGACCUCCAGAAGUGGAUUCUUGAUGCUGCCAAGGGACGUCCCACUGACGUGGUCAGAUUGACUCGUCCUCUGACCGGCGGUCUGGGCUUCAGCGUGGUCGGUCUGAAUCCAACAGGAAGCAGUAGCCGCGGCGUCUUCAUCAAACACGUCCAGCCCGGAGGAAUCGCUCACAGGGACGGGCGUCUGCAGGAGCGGGACCAGAUCCUGGUGAUAAACGGCAGUCCUCUGGAGCCGGGCAUCAGCCAGCAGCAGGCGCUCUCCCUCCUGCAGCAGCCUGGAGAGACAGUGGAGCUGGUGGUGGCCAGAGGCCGCCUGUCUGACGCAUCGUUACUGCCCACAACACCGAUCAACACGGAUCAGUGGGACCACGUGGAGGAGAUCGAGCUGGUCAAUGAUGGAUCUGGUCUGGGUUUCGGCAUCGUGGGCGGGAAGACGUCCGGAGUGGUGGUCAGGACGCUGAUCCGAAACGGUGUGGCUGACAGGGAUGGGCGCCUCCGCACGGGUGACCACAUCCUUCGAAUCGGGGCAACGCCCACCAGCGGCCUCACCAGCGACCAGGUAGUCCAGGUGCUGCAGGCGUGCGGUAGCCGCGUGAACAUGCUCAUUGCCAGAGACCCCCAAGGUCAACAAGCAGCAGCACCUCCUCCCCCACCACCUCCUAUGUCUGCCCCCGUUUCCUCUUUACCACCCCAAACCCCCGAGCUGCCUCCCCAGAACCCGCCCCAGCGGCGUGUCAGCAAGCCGCCCAAUCUCGAAGGAUACGAGAUCCAUGAGGUUACUCUCUCCAAGAUGGAAGGACAGAGCCUCGGCAUCUCCAUCGUCGGCUACAACCGUCUGACCAGCCAAGAUGCAGUCGGUGUGUUUGUCAAACAGGUGGUUCCCGGCAGUGCAGCGGAUCAGAGUGGGAACAUCCGAGUCCAAGACCGGCUGAUUGCUCUGGACGGCGUCAGUCUGCAUGGUCUGACCAACCAGGAGGUUCAGGAGGUGAUGAAGCAGACGGGUCAGACUGUCGUUCUCACUCUGGUCAGGAAGAAAGCCAGAGCUCUGGAGAGAUCGUUGGAUAAAGUGGAGAGAGAGCCUUCUCGAGUUUCUCUCAGGAGGUCAUCGGAGGUCAAAGCUCACUCGUCUGGGUUUGGAUCCACGAUGAUGAAGCAGGAAUCAACACACCUAAACUCAGCACAGCUAAACAGGGAGGCAGAACUGAGGGCUAAGUGGGAGCAGGCUCUUGGACCGAAUUAUCAAGUCCUGAUGGUGAAUUUGGAUCCCGUGAUCGAAGAUGAUGAAGAGCUGCAGAAGUCAUCGAAGCUGCUGCCUGUCCACACUCUGCGUCUCGGGGUCGAGUUGGACUCCUUUGAUGGUCACCACUACAUCUCGUCAGUGGUGCCCGGAGGCCCCGUCGACAGACACGGAGUCCUGAGACCCGAAGAUGAGCUGCUGGAGGUGAAUGACGUUCAGCUGUACGGAAAGUCUCGCAGAGAGGUGGUGUCGUUCCUCAAAGAGGUGCCUCCUCCGUUCACUCUGGUCUGCUGCCGACACCCGACCGCCGACCUGGAACCAGAAUCCGAAUCUGAACCAGAACCAGUACUACGACUAGAACAGAAAGCAGGACCGCCCAGGCAGUCGCAGCGGGGUGUGGAGGAGAUCGAGAUGAAGCUGUCAUCGAUGCUCUGCAGUCAGACACUCCUGGGAGAUGAUAGCAGUGGCAGACAGGAGCAGGUCUCACCUGUAGAGGUGGUGCUGAGGGAGGAGCGGACCCACUACACCCAGGAAGAGGAUGAGGAAGAAGAAGAAGAGGAGGAAGAUGAGGAGGAUGAGGACGGAGAGCUUGCUCUGUGGUCUCCGGACAUUCAGGUGUUGGAGCUGCAGAAAGAACGAGACAAAGGCCUCGGCUUCAGCAUCCUUGACUACCAGGACCCGCUGGACUCCGGCCGAUGUGUGAUGGUGAUCCGGUCCCUGGUACCUGGCGGUUCAGCGGAGCGUCACGGCGGUUUGCUCCCCGGAGACCAGCUUGUGUCAGUCAACCGCACCCAGCUGGACAUGCUCAGUCUGGCUGACGCUGUGGAGGUUCUCAAGUCUGCUCCGCCUGGUGUGGUCCGUCUGGGCAUCCGGAAGCCUCUGGUGGUGGAGGCGCCAGAGAGGAGGAGAGAGGACAGCAGCACAUCACUACCUGUGGCAAAGGGUUUCAGCGAGGCCGCCAUCCUUCCACAGAGCCUUCAUCUGGAGGAGGAGGAGGAGGAGGAGCCAGAGCUGAUCCUGGAUGCUCUCCCUCGCUACGCCACCUCCUCUCUGACCUCUGACCUCCGGCCAGAGGAGGAAGGCAGGGAGAUGGGUGUUGACGAAGAGGAGGUAGAGCCGGAGGACAGCGUGAGCCCCGCCCCCAGGAAACCCCCACCAUCUUGGGAAGAGUGGAAGUUGGCCUCCCUCACCCGAGCUGGGAGGGCAGAGGAGGCCUGGAGCAGAGAGAUGCAGGAGGAGGAAGACCUGCAGAGAUCGGACCAUGAAAGCAUUGCGUCUGUGGGAAAGCUGAUUCUGGGUCUUCCAGACUCCAGAGACAGCGAAGCAGACUCUGAGCUGACUCUGACCGACACUGACACAGAAUCUGUCAGGAGGAUUGAUACUGCGAAGAGGAAGAGGCGGAGCCAGGGGGGAGCCUCUCUGCCAAUCAGAGGAGGCCACAGUGACCUACCUGAAAGAGAGGAGGGGGAGGGACAGGAAACACCUGCCUUCAGCCACUGGGGACCGCCCCGCAGGGUGGAGGUGUGGCCUGAGGAGGGUCAGUCUCUGGGUCUGAGCAUCGUCGGAGGUCGCCAUGUCAUCAAGCGACUGAGGAAUGGAGAGGAACUGAAGGGAAUCUUCAUCAAGCAGGUUUUACCCAACAGCCCCGCCGCCAACACCCACUGUCUGAAGACCGGGGACAAGAUCCUGGAGGUGUCAGGUGUUGACUUGCGAGCUGCCAGUCACGAGGAGGCGGUCAACACGAUCAAAUCUGCCCCGAGCCCCGUCGUCUUCAUUGUCCAGAGCCUGACAGCGACUCCACGGCCCAUGUCUCUGACAGCUUCAACCAUCAGCAAAUCCCAAAUGAAGAGGACGGAGUCUCCGAAAUCGGAGGUAGUGCUGCCCCCGCCGAGACAGCCCCCACCCUACAGGCCUCCCAGCUACUCAGACAAGGAGCUGAACUCUGACUUGGAGGAGGCCAAAGAGCGGUGGUGUGAGCGUUAUGGAGACCUGCGAGGGGAGCUGCUAUGCGUGGAGCUGGAGAAGGAACGACAGGGUUUGGGCCUCAGCCUGGCGGGAAACAGGGAUCGCUCCCGUGUCAGCAUCUUCGUGGUUGGGCUCCAUCCCGGGGGGCCAGCCGCCCGCGACGGGCGCAUCCAGAUUGGAGACGAGCUUCUGGAGAUUAACAACCAGAUUCUUUAUGGGCGGAGCCACCAGAACGCCUCGGCAAUCAUUAAGAGUGCCCCCUCCAAGGUGAAGCUCAUCCUGCUCAGAAACGACGAUGCAAUAAACCAGAUGGCCGUUCCUCCCUUCCCCUCUCCCCCUCCACCACCCUCCCUCAGCCCGGCCAGCCCUGAGUGUAUCUCGCCCGCCCUGCUCAGUGGAUCCACCCCCUCUGACAGCCCCUGCCUCCCCGACAGCUUGACACUCCACCCGCUGUCGGACGCACCGGACGAGCCAAGCGACGAAGCCGAGCAGAACAGCAGGAGCAGGAACAGUGCCCCCGAGAGUCUGAAAGAGUCCGACACUUUCAGAAAGAGGCUGAAAGCUGCAGAGUCUCCAGAAAAUGAGCUGCAGGCUAUGCUGGAGCAGCAGUCACACAGUAAACGGAUGGCAGCUUCUCCUCCUCUGAUCAGCCCCGAUCAGCACAGAGACCCAACCUGCUGCGCUGUGGUUCCUGGUCAGGAGACACUGCUGGAGAUCUCCAAAGGUCGAUCUGGACUGGGACUCAGUAUAGUGGGAGGAAGAGACACACAGCUGGACGCCAUCGUGAUCCACGAGGUGUACGAAGAAGGAGCUGCAGCCAGAGACGGGCGUCUGUGGGCCGGAGACCAGAUACUGGAGGUGAAUGGAGUGGACCUCCGCGGGGCGUCCCACGAGGAGGCGAUCGCCGCCCUGCGUCACACACCGGCCAAGGUUCGUCUGACAGUCCUGAGGGACGAAGCUCAGUACAGAGACGAGGAGAACCUGGACGUCUUUAAGGUGGAGCUGCAGAAGAAGAGCGGCAGAGGGCUGGGGCUCAGCAUCGUCGGGAAGAGGAGUGGCAGCGGUGUGUUUAUCUCAGAGGUGGUCAGAGGGGGCGCCGCUGAGCUGGACGGCCGGCUGAUGCAGGGAGAUCAGAUUCUGUCAGUGAACGGUGAUGACGCGAGACAUGCCUCCCAGGAAGCCGUGGCUGCCAUCCUGAAGUGUGCUCGGGGUCCUGUCCUGUUGGAGCUCGGCCGACUCAAAGCUGCCUCCUGGAUCACAUCCAGACGUAACUCACAUGGGAGCCAGAUGAGUCACGCCAGCACAAACAGCUCAGGCGUUCCAGCUCCGUCCCUCACACAGUCCCCUGAGCCAUCUGACCCCCCAACCUCAAACCUGCCCCUCAACAACAACGCCGAGCCCACUGGUGAAAUCACUUCCUCCUCCUCGGGGCUCGACGAAGGCAUCCGAACAGUGGAGAUCACCAGGGGUCUCGGCGACUCCCUUGGGGUGAGUGUAGCAGGAGGGAAGGGCAGUCCUCUGGGUGACAUCCCCAUCUUCAUCGCCAUGAUUCAGGCCAGCGGAGUCGCUGCUAAAACCCACCAGCUCAAGGUGGGAGACAGGAUCGUCAGUGUUAACGGGCAGUCUGUGGACGGCCUGUCUCACAGCGAGGUCGUAGCCAUGCUGAAGAACAGCUACGGGAACAUCAGCCUGCAGGUGGUGGCGGACACCAACAUCAGCGCCAUCGCCUCUCAGGUGGAAAGUCUGACCAGCAGCUCCAGUCUGUCGGACAACACUGACACACACACAGCAGAGCCUGACGGUCCACGGCCUCGCAGCAUCAGCCUAGAAAAAGGUUCAGAGGGGCUCGGCUUCAGCAUCGUCGGUGGCUUCGGCAGUCCGCAUGGAGACCUGCCAAUCUACGUGAAGACCGUCUUCAGCAAGGGCGCGGCAGCGGUGGACGGGCGUCUGAAACGAGGCGAUCAGAUCCUGGCGGUGAACGGAGAGAGUCUGCAGGGAGCGACACACGAACAGGCCGUUGCCAUCCUGAAAAAACAGAGAGGAACGGUCACGCUGGAUGUCCUGUCAUAACACAUGCCUGCUCACACACCUGCACACACACACACGGAGCUCCUGGUGCGACGCACACGCUCAGACUCUUGGACAACAACUCUGAUAGUCACUCUGAACCCCAACACGCAAAAAAUUGACAAAAGAAACGGUGUCAGACACGCACACACAGAUGCACACUUCCUGUGCACAGGUUGGUGGGUCACUCUGACUCUGCGGCCGUCUUUACAUUUUAAACAGAGCUUCUCAACCUCUGGGUCAGGGCGCCACAUUGGGUCUCAGCUGUUGUGUUCGUGCUUGCUGUUUGGAUCUAAAGUAAACUUCCCGCGGUGUGACUCUGACCUUCCAUUUCGCUGUUUCUGUUUUCACGCUGUAAUAUUUAAUCCUUAAACAGGCACGCCCACGCUUUCUGAAAUACCACCAAUCAAAGAGCUCCUAAAUAAAUAAGGUGUAGUUACCUGGCUCUUGUCCACCAUCUUGGACUGCAGUUGGUGGUCCUUGUUCUGAAAACUUUACCUUCCAGAUGCACCUGGGGAGCAGCAACUCAGGAUCUUUGGAGUGCUGUUGGUGAGGUUUUGUUUUUUUUGGAAAAAAAAAAAGCAUCUGCAGAAUCAGCGGUCACAAACCUGCUCACAGAUCCAAAAUACUGCCAGAUCAACGUUCUGGACCCCCCCACCAGAGCACUGACCUUUGACCUCAUCUUUACUACAAUAACAAGCAGAUCGGUCUGAGACCGCCCAGCUCAAGCUGUCCUCAACUGUGCAGCAACAUGAGUGGCUCAUUUGUUUCUCACUGGCUGCUGAUUGUCUGAUUUCAGGCUUAAAGAACCAGAACCAGGACUACCAUCACCAAGGUGGUGUAGGUGGAGUCUGCCCAACUAUGAAAACAGCCUCUCUGGAAGGGUAGCUGAACCUGGUCAGCCUGCCCGAUGGCUAAUAAACUGAUCGCACACCACAUUGUUCUCGGGUAGAGAUAAAAACGAGUCCGCUGAUAUCCUGUAGCAUCAGUUCUGUCCUGUAAUCGUGGAACCGACCCGACCCAACUAUAAAAUCUGAUGUCAUAACCCAAAACCAGGUUGAGAAGCUCUGUUAUUAUUUAUCCUGUGAUUGACACAACCCUCCGUACUGACGGAGGAAUGGCCAAAUCAGCCUGCACUGACUGGUACUGACUGAGACACGGACUGAUGGGAAACCUUUCACAGAUGGAACCAGAGGAACAAAAAGGGAAAGAUGUGGCUGAUGUUAGCCUAGCAUCUCUUCUGUGGUCCACUGUUAGCUGUGUAGUAGCCGUUGUUGUAAAAGUGGAGACCGAUGUGGAGCGUAACGCCGCUGACCGCUCAGGCCUCGUCAGCUUCCCAUUUUUUUUCUGCCAUCACAACCAGCCAAACAUGAAAGAAACAGCUGCUAGCCUUUAGUUUCAUCUUCAUAUUGGCUCUAUACCUGUGAUUUUCCACUCCAAACCUUUUUUUUUUUUUUCAUUUUUAAGAACUUUCAUUUGGGUCUAAAAGCACUUUUUCACCCGCAGGAACUCGAGCAACACACAAUCUGGAGCAAACAUUUACAAGAACAGGCUCCAGUGUUCCUUUCAGACUUUAACCAAUCAGCAUGCACCACACACAGCAGUGAAGGAAGCAGAGCCAGAAAGCACGAUGUUUCCCUAAACCUAAUCAAACUGUAGCUGGACAUAUAUUUUAAAUACAAAGUCUAGUGGUUAUGUUUGCACUGCAGCAUGAACCACACACAAAGUUAUAUGACUGGUCAGUUCAAACAUUCAUUCAUUCAUUAAUAAGAUCUUUAAAGAACCUUUAUAGCUCAAAUGUGUGCAACAGACAGAUAUGAAACUCUAAGGGGGGUCUCCUGGCAGUUUGACCCUGGUUCCUGCUGUGGAAAAGGUUCAUGUUUAGAUCUGAAAAUUACAGUGAUCGUUAGAUUUUAAUUACUGUUUUGUUAUUUUGUCAAGUAUUGAGCAAGAAAAGUGGCCAAAAACCUCCUUAUGAAAAAAUAUAAACCUAUAAGAGCUGAAGUCUCUAAGCUUGUUUCCACAUAAAUCGUAGGAGAUGGGAAGAGACUAAUAACACAAAGUCCGUCUAGAAAUGAGGAACCUGUUUCUUGCCAACAUUGCCAUCUAAUAGAAAAUGUUCUGUCCUAAAAACCUGCAAACUUCUCGAUCAAAAUCUGGAAAAUGAAAACAGUGGGCCUGAAGCUCAUUAAAAUAUCCCUUCAUAACAGAGGUAUAUUUAUUUUUUAUUCCUUUUUAUUUAUUCGAGUGCUUCCACUGUAUUUCUGUUGUUUAGCCAAACAUGUUAAACAGUGCCAUCAUUUGAUACCAUCACAUAUCCUCUGUUUCCAUGUCGGUGCUGACUGCUGAACAGAGCACACACAAGCAUACUGAUGUGAAAUGUGAAACUCCCGCUAUCUUCCACUGAGUUCGUGCAACACUUUAUAGAAGAUGUAAACAUGUCUGUCUCCAUGGAGAUGACUCUCAGGACUUGGUGGGUAUGGAGACUCCUGUCGCCCCUGGCAACAGAUACAGUGUCUUCCACAUUUGUAGUUGAAGCAGACGUGAAUAAAAGCAUCGGGCCGACAUUCAGUGAUAUCCUCGCGUUCUCCGUCUUUAUCAACAUGUUCCUUUCUUUGCGGCUAUGACUGACUGCAGCAAUCUGCUACUGACCGUUGCAGUCAUGAGGUGUCAACUAACAAUCUCUCGCAAACAGUGGUUACUGUGGCGUUCCUGACCGGUCUAAGGGCCUGUGCCACUGUGUUCUGAACCCUCUCACCUCUGAGUGUAAGCAAAGAAUAUCGGCUGUUUUCACUCAGCUGUGCAUAAAAGUCCACACUGAGCAGCUUCCUUUUUUUUUACUUCUCCUGUGUUACCAGCUCUGUAAAGCAAAGCAGAAGCUAACCUGAGAAAGUGUGGAAACUGGAGAAGAGCUUUCCCCAGAGCUGCCACAGGCCUUCAAAUUCAGAUCUGCUGGUGGCAGAUAAAUGGUUGCAAAUCGCAACCAUUAAACUUCUAAUAUUAAUUCUCAUCCAGCAUCUAGAUCUUCUCAUUCAAUAAAUAUGAGUAGAGCUCUCAGUUUAAUCCCUUUCAUUAAAUAUCCAGUAUUUAUGAGCAGCUGUCCUGAAGUGCUAAGAAACUCAGUUUGUUUUAGACGGAGAACACGAUGAUCAAACUGAAUGUCAGCAUUUUGCUUUGAAUGGUUUCCUACUGUGCAGGUAGCUGUUUGUGGCUGCGCAUCUUCGUCUGACUCAAGUGUUUAGCAGCAGCUGAGCACCGGCCUCAGCAGCAUCCUGUACUUUAUACAUAUCAAUCAAGUGCAAAAUACUUUAUGUUCAACUUUUACUUUGUCAUAAUUAUUGUCUUAAUUUUUUGGUACUUCAUAUGCAAAUGCCAGAGUAGAUGAAAUCUAAUUUAUUUUUGAUCUUGUUGAGAAUUAACAAUGUAUUUUUGUUGCUGUUGUGUUGUUAUGAGCACUAGUAUGUCCGAAUGUCAGAAAUCAGAGUGGAAACCUGCAGCUUUGGUCUGCUAGCGCUUCCUUGUUAUUCUGCAUCAUUUCUUAAUCAUGUUCUCAGAAGUUGUUGAGAAAAUUUGUUUGAUUUCAAAUAAAUAACAGAUAAUAGAUCCAAA
This is a messenger RNA of Oreochromis niloticus (Nile tilapia), 9687 nucleotides long. It is a transcript of the gene patj, whose product is annotated as PATJ crumbs cell polarity complex component. Gene Ontology annotation, molecular function: protein binding. Lineage: Eukaryota; Metazoa; Chordata; Actinopteri; Cichliformes; Cichlidae. The transcript is spliced from 47 exons. The record is from RefSeq and is a predicted model, not a curated record. Bases 304 to 6081 code for a protein of 1925 amino acids.